AUGAGUGGGCCAAAAAAAUCCAAAACAUAUCACUUCAAUCCAGAGUGGGAAGAGGAGUUUUUCUUCACUAUGGUAAAAGAAAAAUGUGUAUGUUUGAUAUGCCGAUUUGCAAUCGCCACACCCAAACGUGGAAACUUGGAGAGACAUUAUGAAACCGUACAUAAAAAACAUGCAGACAGUUUCCCACGUAACAGUGAUUUACGAAAAUCCAAAUUGAAAGACAUGAAGCGUUGUUUGGCAGGUGAACAAGCCAUGUUUACAAAGCCAUUGGAGAAGUCAAAAGCGGCUACUGUUGCAUCAUACAAAAUAAGCCACAUUUUAGCUAAAAAUAAGAAGCCAUUCGAAGACGGAGUGAUGAUAAAAGAAUGCUUUGUUGAAGCAGCUGAGUCUCUGUUCGUAAAUUUCAAAAAUAAAGCUGAAAUAAUUUCAGCCAUUAAAGACAUUCAACUAUCCCGGCAAACCGUGACUAGACGUGUUGAAACCAUCAGCAAGAACUUGGAAAAUCAAACCAUGAAUUAUCUCAAAGACUGCACCUACUUUUCUCUACAAUUCGACGAAUCGACAGACGCAACAGACGUAGCGCAGCUGUGCAUUUUUAUACGCAUGGUGUUUCCAGAUAUGACCGUCAAAGAAGACUUUCUGACAAUGAUUCCGUUGAAAGAACAUACUCGAGGAGUAGAUAUCUAUGAUUCAUUUCUUAAGUUCACACAGGAAGUUAAAAUGCCGCUGUAUAAACUUGUGUGCAUAACCACAGAUGGAGCUCCAGCCAUGACAGGCAACCAUAACGGAUUCAUUGCAUUGUGUCGAGCCAAUGACGACUUUCCGAACUUUUUCACUUUUCACUGUGUGAUUCAUCAGCAAGCACUUUGUGGUAAAAUAUUAAACAUGAAAGAUGUCAUGACCAUAGCCUUCAAAGUAGCAAACUCCAUCCGAGCAAAAAGUUUGCAGCGACGACUAUUUAAAGCACAACUGGAGAGUAGCGAAUUGGAGCACUCCGACUUACUUCUUUACACAGAUGCGAGGUGGCUAAGUCGUGGCCGAUUUUUAGCAAGAUUGCACGAGUUACUACCAGAAAUCAUAAUAUUUCUAGAAGCCAGAGGAGACGAUGCUGAAAUGCUGAAAAAUGAAAAAUGGCGGAGCGAUUUGGCUUUCUUAGUCGACAUAACAAAGCAUCUCAACGAUAUAAACCUGGAAUUGCAAGGAAAAGACAAAAAUAUUGUUGACAUGAUGAGCUCCAUAAAUGCAUUCAAGCGCAAGUUGCAACAACUAAAGGACGAAAUGAAAAACAAAGACUGCAGAAACUUCCCUACUCUACUAUUGCAACAAAACUCUGCUAGUUUCGUGACAUAUGAAGAAGAAGUGACAAAAAUUCUUAAAGAAUUCGAAAGACGCUUUGCAGAUAUUAAUAAAAUUGAGAAUAUUUUGUCAUUCAUGUCAUACCCAUUUAACUGCACGAACAUACAAAAAAUCUCUUCUAGCAGUAGUGACUUGUUCAACAUGGAACGUACAGCACUUGAAAAUGAAAUGUUAAAGCUCAUUUCGGAUAUCAACUUAAAAGCUAGAGCUGGCGACAGUAAUCCUUUCUGGUCAUCUAUACCCGAAAUGAAAUAUCCGUUAAUAAAGCAAAUAGCACUUCAAAUAACUGCCUUCUUUGCAUCGACAUACCUGUGCGAGUCUGCAUUUUCGCAGAUGAAAGUAAUAAAAUCAAAAUAUCGUACUCGUCUCACAAAUGACCACCUGACAGCCUGCUUGCGUCUAGGUAUAACUGAGAAUAUUCCUAACUACGAACAUUUUGCGGAAGACCACCAAUGUCACGCUUCGACAUCAGUAUUACGAUAA
Anoplophora glabripennis (Asian longhorned beetle) is the source of this 1839-nucleotide messenger RNA. RefSeq names its product general transcription factor II-I repeat domain-containing protein 2-like. The transcript has a single exon. The record is from RefSeq and is a predicted model, not a curated record. Bases 1 to 1839 code for a protein of 612 amino acids. Gene Ontology annotation, molecular function: protein dimerization activity. Lineage: Eukaryota; Metazoa; Arthropoda; Insecta; Coleoptera; Cerambycidae.